UCCACGCUCCUCGGGUCGCGCGGUUCUACUCUAUCCACGCCGAUCGGCCGCUCGUACUCCGACGCCAGCUUUCGCGCGAAUCAAUGACAACACGUCCCCGACCUUAAAAACCCAUCAAAUAAAAUGCCGUGUUUAACCGAAAUCGUUCUCUCGGUCCUAGUGGUGUUCUUAGUGUUGGAGAGCAUUUCAGCUUCGAACCCUUGCCCGUCCUUGUGCAACUGCAAGUGGAAAGGUGGCAAACGUGCAGUGGAGUGUAUGGAACGAGGCUUGAUUACGAUUCCAGAAAGUGCCGAUGCCGAAACUCAAGUUCUGGACUUAUCGGGCAACAACUUACAAAUCCUGGCUAGGGAAGCUUUCUUUCGUGUCGGCUUGGUGAAUUUGCAGCGUAUCUUCUUGCGUAACUGCCGGUUAGGACAGAUCGACGACAGUGCUUUUCGCGGAGUGACAAAUUUGAUCGAACUGGACCUUUCCAAUAACUUACUGACCGCAAUUCCGUCAGCAACGUUUCGCGAUACACCGUUUUUGCGCGAACUCCUAAUUGGAAACAACCCGAUACAAAAAAUCGAAGCCGGUGCGUUUCGCAGUUUCCGAGGCCUCGUCAAACUGGACAUGUCCAAUUGUGAAAUUAAAAUGAUCAGUCCCGGGGCUUUUGAAAACAUCGAAGGACUCGAAUCGUUAAAAAUCAACGGAAACCAUCUGUCGGAACUAAGACCUCAAACCGUGGAAGUUUUAUCAAAACUGCAUGGCGUAGAUCUGCACAGUAAUCCCUGGCAUUGUGACUGUCGUUUGCGGGUCAUCAAGGAGUGGUUGGUAAAAAAUAACAUUCCCUAUCCCCAAGAUCCAAAAUGUGCCGGAGGUCCAGAACGUCUAAUUGAGAAAUCUUUCUCUGAAAUCCAUAUCGACGACCUUGCCUGUAAGCCCGAUAUUCUUCCAGUUAGCCGAUACAUUGAAACCGUUUCAGGAGACAACGCCACGUUGACUUGUCGAGCAAACGCCGUACCUCCAGCGCACAUAAAAUGGUACUGGAACGGCAAGUUACUCACCAAUAAUUCUCUGUUUGCACCGCACCAAAAAGUACACGUUUCCGAAACAGGCCGACAAGAAAAAAGAAGCAUUUUGGUUAUCACCAAUGUCCAGCCAGUUGAAAUGGCCGAGUUUUACUGUGUAGCCGAAAACAGAGGAGGCAGUUCAGAAACUAAUUUUACAUUAAGAGUCAUGUCCCGGCCUUUAGGAAUUACGUCACUAGGAGAUGGACAAAUUGCGGGACUUAGUGCGGCUUUAGUUAUCCUGAUACUACUCGUACUGGUGGUAAUUUCGGUUUUGUUGUUGCGCGUUCGCAGAACACCAUACGUAGAAACAAAAACCCCUGGCCAAAUCGAAGUGGUUGCAGUAGUAAACGGUUCUCUGGCACAUGGAAAUGGAAAAGUCGGGGUAUCUCCUACAACACCGACUAUCCAGAGCCCAUCGUUCUGCGAAAGGAAAGAACCGACAGAUCUAAAUUUCUGUAAUCCUGUACAGAAACCUCCCAGAAUCUCCGACCAACCCUACGCGACGAACAAUUAUUCUGGAGGUGGCAGCGUCAUAUCUGGAUCUUACAUAUCGCCGUCUUCUAACUCUGGAAAUAACCCGGAUCUGAUUAAUGACAUGCGACAAUCCGGUAGUACCGAGAUGCUUUCAUCAACAGCUGGCGUAGUAGAGUUAGAUGUUGAUCGCCGAGGCAGUGGUGAAUAUAGCAGGAACGCCGACUCCUUGUACCCGUCGAGUUUGUGGGAAAGCGACUCCUAUAGUAGUCAGAGGGUAGCAAACAACAACCCUGCUUUCAUUUACGAUGACAAAAUCCCGAUCAUCGAAGGCACGAGUGCUACAAGUGAUUCUACCGAAGAAAUAUCCAUUUAUAAAAACAAAAUUAAUGGGUAUCCGCAAGAUUACGGUCUACCAGUGCCGCUAUCCGAAAUGGCCACUCAAGUCAGCCUACCUACCACCGCGAAAACACUGAGAGUUUGGCAAAAGGGUGCGGUACCAGUACUACCCCCUGUUACUGCGUUGAAAAGAGCACUGAGUAGCAACAGGAAUUCGCCUGAUGAAGGCUACCAAGAGGGGUGCGGCACAGAUGUCUAAACCAUCUUUUUUAUACACUUAAUACCAAAGACUAGGUUCCUAAUAUACCAUGUAUGAGUGGGGGGUGCUAGAUAUCGUUUUUUUAGUGCUGUGAAAAUAAUGUAUUAGCGGAAUAACAUGACGUGUAAAUAACUAAAAUAAGAAAAAUAAAUUAAAUGUAUAGAUUUCCCUUUGUGAUAUACGAUGUGUAGUGCUGUCUUUAUUAUUGUAUUUAAUUUGUUGUGUAUAAAUAUUACGAGAUUAUCAAUUUAUCGGUAUAUGUUGGAGUAUACAUGGAUAAAAGAAAAAGACUGAAAAGUAGUUAGUUAUUUGUAAGAAAAUAUGUUUACAAAUAUUAAUAUUCGAUAUCUAUAUCAAGGUGGGUAAAUGCUAUCAUAUAUCGAUCUGGCCAUCGAAACUGUGUGGUCUGGAUUUUAACGUGUAAAACAGUGAUAUAGACAGCUUAAAUGAAAAAUCAAAUGCAUUAAAAAGAGA
Sitophilus oryzae (rice weevil) is the source of this 2592-nucleotide messenger RNA. RefSeq names its product leucine-rich repeat-containing protein 4. The coding region runs from base 124 to 2118 and encodes 664 amino acids. Gene Ontology annotation, molecular function: protein binding. The transcript has a single exon. Lineage: Eukaryota; Metazoa; Arthropoda; Insecta; Coleoptera; Curculionidae. The record is from RefSeq and is a predicted model, not a curated record.